AUUGAAAUAAACAUUUAAUUUGGAUAGCUAACACAAAAAUCUUGGCCAGCGUUUAAAGCUAGGCCUACUUUUUACCCAAUGGCGGGCAAUUUUUGGCAAAGUUCGCACUCGCAGCAGUGGAUUUUGGACAAACCUGAUCUACUCAGGGAGCGUCAGCACGAUUUGUUGGCUCUAAACGAGGAUGAAUACCAAAAAGUGUUUAUAUUCUUCGCUAAUGUAAUCCAGGUGUUGGGCGAGCAACUAAAACUGAGGCAACAAGUCAUCGCCACGGCAACAGUAUAUUUUAAGCGGUUCUAUGCGAGGAACUCCCUGAAGAAUAUCGACCCUCUGCUGCUAGCGCCCACCUGCAUCCUGUUGGCCUCGAAGGUGGAGGAGUUUGGUGUCAUUUCCAAUUCCAGACUAAUUUCGAUUUGCCAGUCGGCAAUUAAGACUAAGUUCAGCUAUGCAUAUGCUCAGGAGUUCCCCUACCGUACAAAUCACAUUCUGGAGUGUGAGUUUUACCUGUUGGAGAACCUGGAUUGCUGCUUGAUUGUUUACCAACCGUAUCGACCGCUGCUGCAGCUAGUCCAGGACAUGGGUCAGGAAGACCAAUUGCUCACCCUUAGCUGGCGCAUUGUUAACGAUUCCUUGCGCACCGAUGUCUGCUUGUUGUAUCCUCCCUAUCAGAUCGCCAUCGCCUGCUUGCAGAUUGCUUGCGUCAUCCUCCAAAAGGACGCCACUAAGCAGUGGUUUGCAGAACUAAAUGUAGAUUUGGAUAAAGUCCAGGAGAUCGUUCGCGCCAUUGUCAAUCUGUACGAACUGUGGAAGGACUGGAAGGAGAAGGACGAGAUUCAAAUGCUGCUUUCUAAGAUUCCGAAACCAAAUCCACCGCCACAGCGCUAAAAAUGGCUCAGUUAUUUAUACUUCUAGCUCAUAUUGCCUAACUAUUUGUAUGUCUUCAUCUUACCUAUUUAUGUCGAUGAAAUAGAGGUUUAAGCUAUAUAAUAUUAAGCAACUCAUACUUCAAAAAUAUAAAGCGAGACUUUUAUGCAA
Messenger RNA from Drosophila eugracilis, 1032 nucleotides. It is a transcript of the gene CycC, whose product is annotated as cyclin-C. Gene Ontology annotation, cellular component: nucleus; mediator complex. Gene Ontology annotation, biological process: positive regulation of transcription by RNA polymerase II. The record is from RefSeq and is a predicted model, not a curated record. Bases 79 to 882 code for a protein of 267 amino acids. The transcript is spliced from 2 exons. Gene Ontology annotation, molecular function: cyclin-dependent protein serine/threonine kinase regulator activity. NCBI's taxonomy places the organism in Eukaryota, Metazoa, Arthropoda, Insecta, Diptera, Drosophilidae.